GCGGCGCCGGCGCUCAGCCCCUUCUCUAGGGAGGGGCUCACCUCCAGCUGCGGCAGCCAGGAUCACAGAAGCCCACCCUCCGCUCAGGGAGCACCAUGACCGAAGUUGGUUGGUGGAAGCUGACCUUCCUCCGGAAGAAGAAGUCCGCCCCCAAGGUGCUGUACGAGAUCCCUGACACCUAUGCCCAAGGGGAGGGCAGCACAGAGCCCCCGGGGCCUGAGGGCGGGGAUCCCAACAGUGACUUUAACACCCGCCUGGAGAAGAUCGUGGACAAGAACACAAAGGGCAAGCAUGUCAAGGUCUCCAACUCCGGCCGCUUCAAGGAGAAGAAGAAAGUGCGAGCCACGCUGGCGGAGAACCCCAACCUCUUCGACGACAGGGAGGGCAAAGGACAGUGAAGGGGGCCGAAGAGGGUGCUACCCAGCAUCUCCCUGCCUGCUCCCUGCUGUCAGCUGGAUCUGAGCUAGGAGCUGGCCACGCAGGCCUCUUUAGCCGCAGCUGAAGCCCUGGGGGCAGUUGAUGCCUGCUGGCAGGCAAUGUCUGGUUUUAGGUUUGUAUUUAUGUGCUCUGGGAAGUCUGGGAGAUCCCAGGGUCCUCCCACCGUCCCCCACCACAUACAAAGGCACUUUGGUUCAAGGAUGACAAGUGCCACCCAGGGAGUCAGCCCUCCCUGAAGCCGUGUCAGGGCGGGCAGGGAGGCGGACAAGGAAUAGAGUGCCUGACUGACUUCACUUCCUCCCAGGGCACGGGGUCAAGGGUGAGUUUGACUUGCUGCUCCCUCUACUGUCUCUACCUGUGACUGUUCCCUGGACCAAUCCUGAGAGUGCAUUUUCCAGCAGACGUGAUGGGGGAUGGUUUCCAGGAGCCAGAGGUGGGCUGGACUUGAGCUCACCUCCUAACACAAGUGGGAAACUUCUGGGAACUUUGCCCCCAGAUGUGAGGGGGAGGAGGACGCUGGCACUCCCUGGAGGUGGCCAGGUUAGGGACCCCAUGGGUCCAGGUUAGGGGAGGGGUUAGGGAAGCUCUGGUAGGACCUAACCACAGCCAGUUCUUCCCCACGGUAUUAAAGAUGGACCAGCCCCAGAGAGGAGUCCUUGAGCCUUGAAUUUUGUUUAAGAAAAUAACUGUAGGUUUCUCUCUUUGUAAUAAACAAUGCUGCAAAAGCAGGGCAUCUGUUUAUACGCUCGUCUUCCAUUUAUUGAGAGGACUGUUUAUGCCUUUGUUUCCCUUCAUGGAAGCGGAACCUGGUGCUCAAAUCGUUCCUCCCACAUUUCACAGAGGGUCCCAGGUGGCGGGAUGCAGGGCUGGGGACACCAAUUUCACCCCCCAGCCACGGUGCUUGUGGCACCUCAGUGGUCAGUCCCUCUGGUCAACAGAGGCCAGCAGGGGCUGCAAGAGAACGAAGCAGACCUCUGGGGACUGACCCAAAGUUGCAGUGGUUUGGGAUCAAGAUUCAAAGUCUGGUUCCACCUCUUAGUAGCUGUGUGAUUUGGGGAACAUUACACACACACACACACACACACACACA
Molecule: messenger RNA, 1528 nt
Organism: Myotis davidii
Lineage: Eukaryota; Metazoa; Chordata; Mammalia; Chiroptera; Vespertilionidae
Gene: PRR15L
Product: proline rich 15 like
Exons: 2
Coding region: 96-398 (100 amino acids)
Source: RefSeq, a predicted model, not a curated record